Molecule: messenger RNA, 597 nt
Organism: Durusdinium trenchii
Lineage: Eukaryota; Dinophyceae; Suessiales; Symbiodiniaceae
Source: the annotation of a GenBank genome assembly
AUGCGCAAACUUUCCCCUACCAAGAACAAAUGCUCUAGCUGUCAGCAGUACAUUGGUAGUGACUGUCGGUAUUGCCCGCAUUGCUCGACAAAGAAUGUGAGUUUUGAAGAAGAGAAAAGUAAGUUGCUACGCACAGGUGCUCGAAGUGGCUGGCAGGCUCCUCCGGCCCCAGGUAUUUCUCCAGAAGCUGAAGCAACAGGGAAGGAAAGUCAAGAGCUCAGACAGCUUGAUGACUUGAUGAAGAACCUCCGUCAAAGGAAGCGCAAAAGGGAAGAGACAGGGGAACCGGCAGCGGCAGCGAAGCAGACUGCUCCUGCUCCUGCUGAAGCUGAGCAAGAGGUGCCACCUGCUUCACCAGCUUCUAGUGAUCAGGAAUGGGACCUCGAUACAGUUGAGGGAUGCACUUCUUACUUGGUCUGCCUCUUCAGCAAAUCUCGACGAUCACAAGCUCGACCUGUUGCUGACUUCUACGUCCGUGAGUGCUUGAAACCUCAAGUGAAAAAGAACUGUCCUCUCUACAGAGUCUUCACCAUGGAGUUGAAGAAGCUUGACAAGCUGAAAACUCAGGAGUACCUGAAGACUGAAGAAGUUCUGUGA